Penicillium brevicompactum is the source of this 660-nucleotide messenger RNA. Its product is annotated as DUF3716 domain-containing protein. Bases 1 to 660 code for a protein of 219 amino acids. Lineage: Eukaryota; Fungi; Ascomycota; Eurotiomycetes; Eurotiales; Aspergillaceae. The record is from RefSeq and is a predicted model, not a curated record. The transcript has 2 exons.
AUGCCUCCUGCUCUCCCCUCCGAUAUCCACGUCGCCGGCGAUGACUUUGUGGCCCCGCGACCUGGUGAAUGGGUCCGUUUUUGCCAAUGGGCUCCCUGGGCCCGCGGGAAGACUGCCGGUGCUUACCGGAGCACUACCAUCUCAGUCCUAAGCACUGCCAUUGCUCGCGAUCUUUCGCUACGCCCACUCAGUGUGCAGACCCCACUUUCUUUCAGCGAGGAAAUCGGCCAGAGCAUCAACCACAUCGAAGCAGUGCUUAUUUACCUUACCGGCAACGAAGUCGACGACACCCCUUGCCGAUUCUGCCUCGACGGUCACGGCCCGUUCCCCAUCUGCGUUGUAUCUUCCGCAAAUGGCGUUGCCAAGGUUUGCGCUAAUUGUCGCUGGUCGAAGCGCCAGUGCACCGUCACCACCCUCAACCGCCAGUAUAUGAGUCACAUGUGGCGUGAGAGGCUUAUCGAAACUGACGCUUGGAACGACUUCGAGGAGGCCAUGGAUGCACUAGAUGGUGUACUUGCAAGGCGCACUGGUGGUGACGCCUCCGGUCAGGCCCUCGCGCCCAGUUCGGAGCCUCCGCGCAUUACCCUUCACGGUGCUAGGUUGCAGGUCAUCGAGAUGGUAAUCGCCCUUCGUCAGUAUGUGAAUGAUCGCAAUUUGUAA